This is a messenger RNA of Motacilla alba alba, 2608 nucleotides long. It is a transcript of the gene SATB2, whose product is annotated as SATB homeobox 2. Bases 413 to 2608 code for a protein of 731 amino acids. The transcript has 12 exons. Lineage: Eukaryota; Metazoa; Chordata; Aves; Passeriformes; Motacillidae. The record is from RefSeq and is a predicted model, not a curated record. Gene Ontology annotation, biological process: regulation of transcription by RNA polymerase II; chromatin remodeling. Gene Ontology annotation, molecular function: DNA-binding transcription factor activity, RNA polymerase II-specific; RNA polymerase II cis-regulatory region sequence-specific DNA binding.
AAACGGCACCGGAGUGGCCUUAGGCUGCGGCGAAGGAGCAGCCGCAGUUGGUGCUCGGGUGAAGGAGCUUGUUAGUUACUUCUCUCUCGGAUCUAGGGAGCUUUCCUUAAUUGCAACGAAGGUGGAAAAACUCUUCCUUCAUUUCCAGCUAUAAGCUGCUAAUUUGAAGGAAAAGAGCCACAGGGCACAAACGCUUCGGUCUGUGCUCUCUGCUCCUGACAAAUCUAAACAGAACUAUUUUAAAGAAGCCAUACAAUACUGAAGAAUCUCGAAGUCUGUUAAGAAGUACUGAAGUCCUAAAUCACCAAUUCUUCUAACUUUCUGGCCAUUGAUCCUCGGGCAUUCGUAGUUCAACAUCAAAGGUCCGUGCUCCUUCUACUGCGACCUGCCAGCGGGAGCAGCGUCCCCGAGCAUGGAGCGGAGGAGCGAGAGCCCCUGCCUGCGGGACAGCCCCGACAGAAGCAGCGGCAGCCCCGAUGUCAAAGGGCCCCCCCCCGGGAAGGUGGCCAGGCUGGAGCAGAACGGCAGCCCCAUGGGCACCCGCGGGAGGCCCAACGGCGCCGUCACCAAGCCCGUGGGAGGUUUGAUGAUUCCAGUCUUUUGUGUGGUGGAGCAGUCAGACACCUCUCUUGAAUACGAUAAUCGAGAAGAGCAUGCUGAGUUCGUUCUGGUUCGCAAAGAUGUGCUCUUUAGCCAGCUGGUGGAGACAGCGCUCCUGGCUCUGGGGUAUUCCCACAGUUCUGCAGCUCAGGCACAAGGAAUAAUCAAGCUUGGGAGGUGGAAUCCCCUCCCUCUCAGUUAUGUGACUGAUGCACCAGAUGCGACAGUGGCCGACAUGCUACAAGAUGUCUAUCAUGUUGUGACAUUGAAAAUCCAAUUACAAAGUUGUUCAAAGUUGGAAGAUUUGCCAGCAGAGCAGUGGAACCAUGCCACAGUUCGCAAUGCCUUAAAGGAACUGCUUAAAGAGAUGAAUCAGAGCACAUUAGCCAAAGAAUGCCCUCUCUCACAGAGUAUGAUUUCAUCCAUUGUAAAUAGUACAUACUAUGCCAAUGUGUCAGCAACCAAGUGCCAGGAGUUUGGGAGAUGGUACAAAAAGUACAAGAAGAUUAAAGUUGAAAGAGUGGAAAGAGAAAACCUUUCAGACUAUUGUGUUCUUGGUCAACGUCCCAUGCACUUACCAAAUAUCAACCAGCUGGCAACUUUGGGAAAAUCUAAUGAACAGUCUCCUCAUGGCCAAAUUCACCACAGUACUCCAAUCCGAAACCAAGUGCCAACGAUGCAAACCAUGAUAAACCCUGGGCUCCUGUCUCCUCAGCUCAGUCCACAACUUGUGAGGCAGCAGAUAGCCAUGGCCCAUCUGAUAAACCAGCAGAUUGCUGUCAGCCGACUGUUGGCUCACCAGCACCCGCAGGCUAUCAACCAGCAGUUCUUGAAUCAUCCACCCAUCCCUAGAGCCGUCAAACCAGAGCCAUCAAAUUCAUCGGUGGAAGUCUCUCCAGAUAUUUACCAGCAAGUCAGAGAUGAGCUGAAGAGGGCCAGUGUGUCUCAAGCUGUCUUUGCAAGAGUAGCAUUCAACCGCACACAGGGUUUGUUGUCAGAGAUCCUGCGUAAAGAAGAAGACCCUAGGACAGCUUCCCAGUCCCUCUUGGUAAACUUACGGGCAAUGCAGAAUUUCCUCAACUUGCCUGACGCGGAGCGGGAUCGUAUAUAUCAGGAUGAGAGAGAGAGGAGUAUGAACCCAAACGUGAGCAUGGUGUCUUCAGCUGCCAGCAGCCCAAGCUCCUCCAGAACACCCCAGGCCAAAACCUCGACACCAACAACAGACCUCCCCAUUAAGGCGGACAGCGCCAACGUCAACAUCACAGCUGCCAUUUAUGAUGAGAUCCAACAGGAGAUGAAAAGGGCCAAGGUAUCUCAAGCUCUGUUUGCCAAAGUGGCUGCCAAUAAAAGUCAGGGCUGGCUGUGUGAGCUGCUGCGCUGGAAAGAAAACCCAAGCCCAGAAAACCGCACUCUCUGGGAGAACCUCUGCACCAUUCGCCGCUUCCUGAACCUUCCCCAGCACGAGAGGGAUGUGAUCUAUGAGGAGGAGUCCAGGCACCACCACAGCGAGCGUAUGCAGCACGUGGUGCAGCUCACACCCGAGCCUGUGCAGGUGCUGCACAGACAGCAGUCCCAGCCUGCCAAGGAGAAUUCCCCACCUAGAGAAGAGGCUCCUCCUCCACCUGCUGAGGACAGUUGUGCCAAAAAGCCAAGAUCCCGUACCAAGAUCUCCUUGGAAGCUCUAGGUAUCCUUCAAAGCUUUAUUCACGACGUGGGUCUCUACCCCGAUCAGGAAGCCAUCCACACCCUCUCUGCUCAGCUGGAUCUCCCCAAACACACCAUCAUCAAAUUCUUCCAGAACCAGCGUUACCACGUAAAGCACCACGGGAAGCUAAAAGAGCACUUGGGAACGGUGGUUGACGUGGCAGAGUACAAGGAUGAGGAGCUGCUGACAGAGUCGGAGGAGAACGACAGCGAGGAAGGCUCUGAGGAAAUGUACAAAGUGGAGGCUGAGGAGGAGAAUCCCGACAAAAGCAAGGCAGCUCCAGCAGACAUCGACCAGAGAUAA